This is a messenger RNA of Rodentolepis nana, 1182 nucleotides long. The record is from the annotation of a GenBank genome assembly. NCBI's taxonomy places the organism in Eukaryota, Metazoa, Platyhelminthes, Cestoda, Cyclophyllidea, Hymenolepididae.
AUGUUCAACACCUACGAUGUUCAUUUCAAUGCUUCCUGGGCUCUGAUUCAACUAUGGCCCAAGAUCGAGAUGGCGAUGCUCUACGAUUUGGCCGAUAUGACUGCCUCGGAAGAUACUACUUCAGUUGUCUUUAUGUACAAGGGCAUGAAAAGACAACGGAAUGCCCAAUUGAGUGUCCCACAUGAUCUUGGUGAUCCCGAAGAUGAACCUUGGGUCAAUGUAAAUGCCUAUAUCAUGUAUCCCACUGAUGAUUGGAAAGAUCUUUCACCGAAGUUCCUUCUCAUGGCAUGGAGAGAUUGGAAACUUACUGGCGAUACUGCUUUCCUGCAGUAUGUUCUCCCAAUCUGCUUGGCUGUCGCAAGGUCAUGUCUGGAGAAGUGGGAUACAGACGGUGAUGGAAUCAUUGAGAACUCCAACUUUCCUGAUCAAACGUACGACAUGUGGAAAGCUAAAGACUUGAGUGCUUAUGUCGGUGGAUUGUGGAUAGCGGCGUUGUACGCUGUUUCCGACAUGUUGAGUCAUGCAAAAGACUUCAACUCACGUAUGGGAUCAAUCAGUAAAUGGGCUCCGAUUGAUGAUAAUUUCUCUUCGCUUCUGAAACGAGCAAAGGAUGCUUAUCGAAGGGAGCUUUGGGACGGCAAAUUCUACCGAUACGAUAGCACAGUUAAACCAAAUUCGCGUUCAAGUGCUGUAAUGGCUGAUCAAUUGAGCGGAUACUGGUUCUUGAGAAUGGGGGGUGCUCCAAUUGAUGCCAUUAUGCCCGCGGAAUCAUCAAAUGAAACACUGAAAACCAUCGUUAAACUGAAUUGGCUCAGUAUUCAAAACGGUCACAUUGGAGCAAUUAACAGCAUUCUAUCCAACGGUAAAGCCGAUAAUGAUAACAUGCAAACGGAGGAAUUCUGGGUCGCUGUGAACUAUAGUAUCGGAGGUCUUCUAAUCCUUCAUGGAAUGCGGUCAGAAGGCUUUCGACUAGCAGGAGCAUGCUUCGAUCAUGUCUGCAAUAAGAUGGGUCUGCAUUUCCAAACUCCAGAAGCAUAUACUAAGGAUGGAACCUAUCGAUCGCUGGGCUACAUGCGACCUCUGGCUAUCUGGAGUAUUCAGCGAGCACUAGAAAUGGCCUCUACGCCUUCUCAUCAUCAUUCAUCACCUCCAUCGCCACUACCAAUCACUGCCUCGAAAUAG